Heterocephalus glaber (naked mole-rat) is the source of this 699-nucleotide messenger RNA. Lineage: Eukaryota; Metazoa; Chordata; Mammalia; Rodentia; Bathyergidae. The record is from RefSeq and is a predicted model, not a curated record.
AUGAGCCAGUGUAAAGGCCAAACGUUUGGCCAGUACAGCACUGAGAGCUCACUUGGUGAUCCACCCAAUGUGCCGCAGGCAUGUGCAGUACACCUGAACUUCUUGUUUGUCAACUGCUUCUCUGAUGUGGUCUUUUAUGAUUGUGGUAACCCUGCCAUCCCACCCAUGCUGAGUGGCCUGGCCAGGGUUGUCAAUGGCACGGAUGCUGUCCCUGGCUCCUGGCCCUGGCAGGUGUCCCUGCAGGAUGAAACUGGCCUCCACUUCUGCUCCCUCAUCUCCCUGUACUGGGUGGUCACCACCUCCCACUGCCAGGUAAAAAUAAAUGAGAUGGUGGUGGCUGGGGCUUUUGACCAGGGAUCCAAUGAAGAAGGCAUCCAAGUCCUAGAGAUGGCAAAGUUUUUCAAGAACCCCAAGUUCAGCAUGCUCACUGUGAGCAAGGACAUCACCCUGCUGAAGCUGGCCACACCUGCCCAGUUAUCCAAGACCGUGUCCCAGUGCCUGCCCAGUGCCAGUGAUGCCUUUGCUGGGACCCCUUGUGUCACCACCAGGUGGGAUAGACCAAGUACAAUAGCGAAAACCCUGCAACCUCCAUCCGCAUCAGGAGAUGAGAACAAGAUUGUUGGCAGCAGCACCACAAUGGCAGUCACUUACGAGCCAGCGCUCUUCAGGGAAGAACAGGUAGAUAAAGCUGAGGUGUAA